AACCUCUCAGAUAUCCCAAGAAAGCUUACUCUUCGAGAAAGAAAUGCACUUCUACUCGUCCACUAACUUCUAUCUUCCUGAUAGAUUUGGGUGUUGGAUUAAGAGUGCUAACAAUUCGGAUUGAAUAUUGAUACAUUCCAAGAAGUACAAUGGAAGAAUGUUUGAUGAUAUCAAGUUGUCAAUUACUAGGAUUCCAAAAAAUGAUAGAAACACAGUCCCUCGCCAGAUCAUGUGAGAAAUUGUUUUAUCUAUCACUCAAGAUAAUCAAAGAACUAUUGGGAAGUUUCUUGAAACAAAGCAUUUAAUGUUGAAUGUACGUGCAACCAAUUAAAAUUACAAGUUUGGAUAUAAAUGGGAAAGAUGUUGUGGAUCUAGCUGAGAUUAAUACAUUAUUACCUACUGUCAUGAGAUUCAUUCCAAGUGUGACAAAGAUUCUUAGAUUUAGUAACAUCAAAUUUUCACAGAAGCAGACAACUAUAGUAUUCAACAAUACAAUUCGACUUCUCUCACUUAAGUUUGAGAAGUGAAUAUUACGCACAGAAAAUAUUAAGAUUCUCCCUCGCAGAAGGCUAGCUCUCAGGAAUUUGCACAUUGUAUCAUGUGGAAACCUCUUUCUCAGUGAUUGGCAAAGACAUCCUUCAAGACUAGAAGAGAUAUUUGCUUUUAUCUACAAAUCUUCUUUGUUUUAUCACCUGAAGUUGCUAUUUUUGGUUGAUGAUAUUGCCUCAAAUACUUUAAAAGAUCUCCAAGGAAAAUAUCCUUUUAAAACUACUACAAUCGAAUACUCUCCUUCCUUGUAUUGUAAGCCACCAGUCAUCUCUAUAAUCCAACCGGAAGAAGAACAAGUAGAAGACAACCUGGUUCAAGAAACAUGUUGGAAAUGUUCAAUAUUCUAA
Molecule: messenger RNA, 896 nt
Organism: Moneuplotes crassus
Lineage: Eukaryota; Ciliophora; Spirotrichea; Euplotida; Euplotidae
Source: the annotation of a GenBank genome assembly